This is a messenger RNA of Cantharellus anzutake, 1191 nucleotides long. RefSeq lists its product as uncharacterized. Lineage: Eukaryota; Fungi; Basidiomycota; Agaricomycetes; Cantharellales; Hydnaceae. The transcript is spliced from 2 exons. Gene Ontology annotation, molecular function: protein kinase activity. The annotation marks the transcript as partial. The record is from RefSeq and is a predicted model, not a curated record. Gene Ontology annotation, biological process: protein phosphorylation.
CGCCCCCCAAUCGCCGACGCGACGGUACCCAUUACACUGUAUCAUCGCAUCUUCAGCGAGUUCCAAGAUGACUGCAAAACUUACACACCCACCAAGGAAGAUCAUGAUUUCGCCUCGAAGUUCUCCCAUUCUAUGUCGGCUUUUUUUGAGAAUGAGGACGCCAGGGCUCAAACAGCUCGAAAUCACUUUUCAGAUUAUAAACUCGACUUUUUGCCCACCAAAAUCAAGUCCUAUUGCACUGAUGGGGAUCUUCGGUAUAAAAACCUUUGCUAUGCGCUCCUCGAAGUCAAGCAAGAGCUCUCCACGGGCGGUGCUGAUCCUCUCUUUGAGGCCGCCUGGUAUUAUAACGCCUUGACACGGGAUCACUCGGUAGAUAAAACCCGUUCCUGUCUCCCUUGCUUUAUUCUCUACCUCACUGGCGCCCACAUUGGCUUUGCAGGUGCCCUCUGGACCAUUUACCCUCAUGUCCAGGUCCUGGCCCCCACUUUGCCGCUCUUCUACCAUGCAUCCGACGUCAAUAUGCGUAUGCAAACUGCACGUUUUUUGGGUGCAACAAGGAAGGCGAUCUUCGCGUUGAACCACUACUACAAAUCCGAACUUCCACAGAUAACGGUCGAUCCUACCGUCAACUUUCCGUAUCCCACCGAUUUCAUUUCCCUGGACAGCGGCGAGAACUGCGCAUUUGAAUACUUAUCGUGGCUCGACCACAAGAGACUCUUAUUCUCUGGUACCGCUGGUGAUAAGAAAAUAUUCAUCAAGUUCACCCAUCGGUACUCCAAGGAUGCACAUCUCAAAUGCGUCGCAUUGAAAUGUGCACCUGCUUUGGAGGGCUUUCAGGACAUUCCCGGGGGUUGGCAUAUGGUUGUCAUGGGUUUGAUUGGUGAUGAUUAUCAUGAGUUGCGGUGUUCAGACAUGAAAGCCUCGUUCAAAUCCGAAAUCGAAAGGAAGGUGACCGACCUCCACCAAAAUGAAUUUGUGCAUGGUGACAUUCGAACUACCAACAUCAUGGUCCGGAAAGACGGUAAGCCUGGGAUCCUCCUAGUCGACUUUGACUGGGCAGGUAAAAUUGGAGAAGUGCGAUAUCCAAUGAACGUGAAUGAUGUUGAAAUCAAGCGACCCGAAGGAGCAUCUGAUGACCAGCUUAUUAAGGCUGAGCAUGAUAUCGCUAUGAUUGGUUACAUGUUUGAGUAG